UUUCAGAAAAUGCACUGUCUAUGUGUUCUUCGGAGUACGUUAUGCUGUCAAAUGCCCACAUCUACCUAUCGAAUGUUACUUCAAACGAAAGCUGUUCCAGUUCAAAUAAUCAAAAGAGAUUUGACAGCUAAAGUUAAAAAUCAGAAGUUAAAUCAGAAUAUUAGAAGAGUUGACAGACGUAAUGCUGCAUAUCUUUUGAGACAUACUACGUGGAAAGAUUUGGUGGAAUUAUAUGAAAUUGCAAAACCAUUUCGGAAAUGGAUAUUUUUGGGCACAAGUUUCAUGGUAGUGUCAAGUGGAAUUUUUCUGAUUAUUCCUCGAAUUUUGGGAAAGCUCAUUGAUCAAUUUGAUAGUAAUACGGGAGUUCAGAAAGCCGAGGAGGUGUUCACAAUGAAGAUUGCAAAAUAUUUCAAGGAGCAGCCCAUGUCGCUUGUUGGAUUGUUAGCAAUCGGUGCAUUGGCUACAGCUGCGAAAGUUUACUGCUUGCAAAUUGCAGGAGUGAACAUAGUUGGAAGUUUGCGGAAAAUGGUGUACAGUUCUAUUAUCAGACAGGAUAUGACAUUUUUCGACAAAAACAUGGUUGGCGAAAUCGGGUCUCGCCACGCUGCAGAUACUGUAAUCGUCGGAUAUUCGGUCUCAUCGUCCCUUCGAGCAGGAGUUCGAGCUGUUCUCGUCGGUGUUGGCUCUAUUGGAAUGAUGCUUAUGACGUCAUUGGAGUUGUCUACAGUCUCCUUUUUGACUGCUCCAAUUGUGAUGGGGAUAUUUAAAAUGUUUGGGAGAGUACAGCAACAAUGCACUUGGCAAUUGCAAGAGGUGGCGGCAGAUGUUAAUCAGACUGCGAUCGAGCGAAUGGCUAAUAUGAAAACGAUUCGAAUGCUCAGUGCGGAACAACAAUCAAUAGAUGAAUACUGUAAGAAAGGGGAACUGGUUUUAGAUAUUUCAAAAACUGAAGCUUUGGCAAAGGGAAGUCUGAUUGGAUCUUUCCAAUUCACAGGGUACUCUGCGUUCUCUUCGAUCUUAUUUUAUGGAAGUCACCUUAUCAAUACGGGACAUAUCACAUAUGGAGAGCUCUCAUCGUUCUGUCUCUACGCUGUUCUCGCUGCUGCAAGUCUCUCAAAUAUCUCUGGAUUUUACAAUGAAGUUAUGAAAGGCCUCGGAGCUUCAUCUAGGCUUCUCGAGCUGAAAAAUGCACAACCUAUUAUGAAUCUGAACUCUGGAAUUAAGAAGACUGACAUUACCACAUCAAUUCAAUUUGAGAACGUUUCAUUUGCAUAUGCUGGACGCAAGAAGACUUUGGAGAAUAUAUCAUUUGACAUUCCACGUGGCAAAAUUACUGCCGUAAUUGGACCAUCUGGUAGUGGCAAGUCGUCAAUUGCAAACUUAAUGCUGAGACUUUACGAUCCGGCAGAUGGAAGGGUUACUGUAGAUGGAGUUGAUCUACGCGACCUGAAUGCUACAACAUGGAGACAUGCAAUUGGAACCGUUGGUCAGGAGCCUGUUCUGUUCACUUGCUCCAUUCGAGAAAAUAUAUUGAUGGGAACAGAGCAUCCGGAGAAAGUUAGCCAGUACGAGCUGGAGGAAGCCGCACAGCUGGCUAACGCAUUGGAUUUUAUUCAAGGAUUUGAGAAUGGUUUUGAGACGAUGGUCGGAGAGCACGGAUGCAAGUUAUCUGGAGGCCAAAAACAACGAAUCGCGAUCGCACGUGCACUGAUUUCAAAGCCAAAAAUCAUGAUUCUUGAUGAAGCAACUAGCGCUCUUGAUGCAACCUCUGACUAUUUGAUUCGAAUGACUUUGGAUAAUUUGCUGAAAAAUCAUAAUUUGACAGUAUUGGUUAUUGCACAUAGACUCGCCACAAUGCAACAAGCUGACCAAGUGGUUUACGUGAAUAGAGGUCGAAUCGAAGGCCAAGGAACAUUUGAUGAAAUGAUGAAAAUUCAGAAUUCGAUUGUUGAGCAAGAAGCAAGGCGUCGAGGCAUCCCGAUGAAUGAGCAGAUGAGCAGAGUAAAUACUCCUGUGGCUCGCGGAUUUUCAUUAAAAUUCUAGAAAUUUUUAGACUUUUUCAUUUAGUGUUUAACAGUUGAACAUGUGCACAAAUAAAAAAAACUUAU
This is a messenger RNA of Caenorhabditis elegans, 2108 nucleotides long. RefSeq names its product HAlF transporter (PGP related) (gene haf-1). Gene Ontology annotation, cellular component: membrane. The record is from RefSeq and is marked reviewed. Gene Ontology annotation, molecular function: nucleotide binding; ATP hydrolysis activity; ATP binding. Gene Ontology annotation, biological process: transmembrane transport. Lineage: Eukaryota; Metazoa; Nematoda; Chromadorea; Rhabditida; Rhabditidae.